AGCCGACUCAGAGGCCUCGAUAUGCACGUCGAUUGAUUGAAGCAGAGCGCCAGCCCAAACCCAGCACCCUCACGCGGUGCACGCCACUGACGCUCUCGUCUCGCCGCCGCAGCAGCAAUAGCAUCAACCCAGCCCAGAGGUCGGCGGCCGCGUGUGCGUCCGGCGCCGACCGCGCCCUCACCGGCAUUCCGCGCCGCUGAUCCGUGCUCCCGCUCCCGCUCCUGCGCCCUCGUUAAGGAGCCAGGUUCCGCUCGGUAUUGAAGCCCGCGCCCGCCAUUAGAAAAAGGGAAGCGGAGGAAACAACCGCUCGGUUUGAUUUGGUUUCGCUCCCCACUGCUCCCGCUCGAGUCGCAGCAACUGCACGAAUUUUGCCUGGCAUCAAGUUUUUAAUACAUUCUGCAACUACUGAAAUGGGUGCUAGGGAGAAUGUGGAAGAGAGAAAUGACCAUUCGAGUGAUGUGGAGCAAGAUGGUAAACAAGGGAAGGGAGCUGAAUCAGACUACGAAGCAGCUAGAGAUUCCCUUUCAUCUCAAGGUGAGGCUAACUGUAAUGAGGAUACUAAAGUGAAAAGAGUCUCAAGGGUUCCGAAGAAGCUAGCAAAGAAAGAGUUGAAGUUAAACAGCCCACGUUCAGCCAGAAGUAAUUCCGCUCGUCUAGUCAACACUAAGCUGCAAUAUAUUUCACCAAACAAGAACAAAUCACCAAGGCCAAGCCAAGUGGAUAAUGGUGCUAAAACUCUGGAAGUACAAAAGCCUGAAACUGUGGAAGUUCCUUCUUGUCCUUCAUCUGAUGUUUCGGAGGAAACAAAUGAUAAAGCUAUUGAGGGCGGAACCAUUGAUGAUAAAGUCACUGAUGAUAAGGCCAAUGAGCACAGAGAGACCAAUGAUGCGGUCAUUGAGGGUAUAGCGACUGAUCAUAAGGCCAAUGAGGACAAACUGACCGACGAUAAGGCCAUUGAGGGUAUAUCUACACAUGAUAAGGCCACCGAGGUUAUAGCUACAAAUGACAACACCAUUGAGGGCAUAGGGACCGAUGAUGAGGGCAUUGAGGGUAUAGCGAUUGGUGAUAGGGCCACUGAAGAGGCUAAGGAGAUUGAUGUAUUGGACGAAGCUCCAAACUGUGAUCAGAGUACUGGUACUGAGGAUGAAAUCGCUGAUACCGAACAAAACAUACUUGAUGAAGACAAAUCAGUUGGGUAUGAAAAGAAUGAUGAAAAGUUCGAGGAACUAGAAUCAAAAAUUGAAAAGCUAGAACAAGAGCUACGUGAAGUUGCUGCCCUCGAGGUUUCUCUCUACUCUAUUGUGCCAGAGCACGGGUGUUCGUCACAUAAGUUGCAUACACCAGCUCGGCGUCUGUCUAGGUUAUACAUUCAUGCAUCAAAAUUUUGGUCCCCAGAGAAGAAAGCAUCUGUUGGGAAAAACUCUGUUUCUGGACUUGUGCUUGUUGCAAAGUCUUGCGGCAAUGAUGUUUCAAGGUUGACAUUCUGGCUAUCGAACACAGUUGUCCUAAGAGAGAUCAUUGCACAAACCUUUGGCAUUUCAAACCAAUCAACUACUGUUAUGAAGGCUUUUACACCAAAAAGUAGUGCAAAUAAGCUUUACAAGAAUUCUCCGCCAAUGCGAUGGAAAACCAACUCCAGUGUCAAGCAUGCUAGACCUACUAUCAUGCAGUUUCCUGAGGAUUGGCAGGAAACUUCUACGAUCUUGGGGGCACUGGAGAAGAUUGAAUCUUGGAUCUUUUCUCGGAUUGUUGAGUCUGUGUGGUGGCAGGCACUGACACCCCGUAUGCACACUCCCGUAGAAGAUUCAUCAACUCCAAACACUGGGGGACUGUUAGGGCAUUCUUUGGGUGAUCAGCAUCAAGGCACCUUUUCUAUUAAUCUCUGGAAGACAGCAUUUUGCGAUGUGUUCAACAGAAUAUGUCCUCUUCGUGCUGGUGGACAUGAGUGUGGCUGCUUACCUGUAUUGGCAGAACUGCAGGUGAUGGAGCAAUGCAUAGCUCGUUUAGAUGUUGCUUUAUUUAACGCCAUCCUCCGUGAAUCAGAGAAUGAGAUACCAUCUGAUCCAAUAUCCGACCCGAUUCUUGAUUCAAGGGUUCUGCCAAUUCCAGCUGGUGACUUGAGCUUUGGGUCAGGCGCACAGCUGAAGACUUCAAUUGGAAGCUGGUCUAGGUUGUUAAUGGAUAUGUUUGGCAUGGAUGGUGAUGGCUCUCACAAGGAUGGCCAAGAUGCAGGAGCAGAUCAUGAUGGUAGAAGAGAUGGAGCUGAAUCAAUUUCUUUUAAGCUGCUCAAUGAGUUGAGUGAUCUUUUGAUGCUCCCAAAGGACAUGCUUCUUGAGAAGUCCAUCCGGAAAGAGGUCUGCCCAUCGAUGGGCCUUCCACUAGUAACAAGAAUACUCUGCAACUUCACUCCUGACGAGUUCUGCCCUGAUCAUGUCCCUGGCUUAGUCCUAGAGGAGCUGAAUUCUGAGAGCUUAGUGGAGCGCUUCACAGAGAAAGACGUGAUCAGUACAUUCCCAUGCAUUGCUGCCCCUGUUGUGUACCAUGCCCCUCGAUUGGAGGAUGUAGCCAAGAAAGUGUCUGACACCAGUGGCAAUGCAGAGGUGGACCGAAGGGCCUCGAUUGUCCAGAGGAGAGGGUACACUAGCGAUGAUGAUCUGGAUGACCUAGGCUCUCCCUUGAUGUCCCUGUAUGAUCGGAGCACUCCACCCUCACCUUGUGACGGAGUGGCGUGUUUCAGCACUCGGCGAGCAGGCUCCAUGGCAAAUGUAAGAUAUGAGCUCCUGAGAGAAGUAUGGUCGGAGCACCUGAAGUGAUUGUCCGAGCAAACUUCAAGACCUCAUCGGUUGUUUCUUUGUACAAAAGGGUCGUAAGAAACUGUGUGUCCAGAGUGUGAAGAACCUGCUUUGCCUCCAGUGCCGAAUAAUCAAGGGUACUAGGAAACUUAGUGUUGUUUGCUUUGGUCUCUGGAUUUCCCCACUGCAAAAAUUCUACCCAUUUAUUCUUGUAUAUUGUUAUUCGAUGAUUCCACUCGCAGGUUAAGUUUUUAUUUCUGUAACAUAUAUAGCGGAAAGUUGGAAUGGAGAGAACGUCUCUGUUUCUCCAUUUUAUGAAUCAAA
Brachypodium distachyon (stiff brome) is the source of this 3116-nucleotide messenger RNA. RefSeq lists its product as uncharacterized. Gene Ontology annotation, cellular component: nuclear pore. The record is from RefSeq and is a predicted model, not a curated record. NCBI's taxonomy places the organism in Eukaryota, Viridiplantae, Streptophyta, Magnoliopsida, Poales, Poaceae. The coding region runs from base 411 to 2813 and encodes 800 amino acids. The transcript has 8 exons.